AUGGGAAAGGGCAAGGGCAAGAGAACUCAGGAAAUCUGUUCCAAUCGUUCAAGCUCUACAUCUAGAUCAGCAACCCCCGUAUCUCGAGACCCUUCUCCCGAAAUUGGUAAUUUUAUGGAAGUGGACUAUAUCGACAAUUUUCUUGGCGCGUCAUCAGAGAUGGAAGAUGACCCACCCCCCAAGGCAUCAAAAUACAGCUAUCCGUACGUGAAGGAGGAUUAUAACGGGGCUGGAAGAGCAUUUGGAACAGGCCUUACAUUCAUGGAUCAGCUCAAACAGGAUCAAUUCGAACCCCAGCGGGCGGAAAAUUUGUACUAUCCUUUUGCCUCGAAAGAUGAAUGGGAGCUCUCCCUGUUCCUACUUCGCUCUGACAUGAGCGUAGGAAUGCUGAAUGAUUUUUUGAAACUUGAACUGAUAAAAAAACUUAACUUGUCCUACAAGUCAGCAAAAGAUCUACGCAACCAGGCAGAGAUCCUUCCCUCUGGUCCGCAGUGGAAGAGUCAAACGAUCAUACCAGAAAUACCAAGCAAAAAUCAGCUAACGCUUUUUUACCGCGAUGGAUUGGAAUGUAUCAAGGCGCUUCUCAUCAGUCCCUUGCUCCAAGAUAGCAUGCACUUUAGCCCAUUCAAGCUCUUCGACAAGUGCAACGAGAUGAUGCGGGUAUACACUGAGUGGUUUAGCGGUGACAUUGCGCAUUUUAUGCAGUAUAACAAGGUUCCCAAGGACCAGCUCCCAAAAGGAGCAACACUUGUACCUCCUAUUAUUUCCACGGAUAAAACCAACAUUUCCAACAUGACCGGAGGCCGUGUCGCCUACCCUGGCCUUAUCAGCAUUGCCAACAUAAUGAUGAACUUUCUUCAUCGCUCCAAAGCUGUGAAUGGGAUGAUGGCAGCACGGCUAUAUCACCAGUGCAUGGACAUUGCUCUAGAAUUGGUCAAACAAACUGCGAGGGUGGGAACCACCAUGGCAGAUGCAUUGGGGAAUAAUCGUUUCUGCUUUACACCGCUUGCUGCCCUUAUCGUUGAUACUCCAGAAUCUGCUCUGGCGGCUUGCGUCGCAGGAUCCACAUCCUCUGUGACGUUGGCACAAUACGAGACGUUUGGGGAUUCCUUUCGCCACCCUUCCCGAACUGCAGAUCAUACAAUCAACACCAUCAUGGCCAUCAACAAUGUUAAGCCCCCUAAUCAUCUCGAACCAUAUCUAAAAGAAAGCAAAAAGCACCGUCUCAAUGGGGUUCACCUACCGUUUUGGAGAGAUUGGCCCUUGUCUGAUCCUUCUGCAUUCCUUACGCCUGAACCCCUUCAUCACUGGCACAAGAUGUUCUGGGAUCAUGAUGCAAAAUGGUGCAUUGCUGCAGUCGGAGGUUCCGAAUUGGAUUUUCGAUUUUCGAUUUUACAGCACCGCACUGGUUUCCGACACUUCAAGGAAGGGAUUUCUUCCUUGAAACAAGUGACCGGUAGGGAACAUCGGGACGUUCAGCGAUACAUUGUUGCUCUCAUUGCAGACACAGUCAGUACACCCUUUAUCUUAGCCAUCCGGUCUCUGAUGGACUUUCGGUAUCUCGCACAAUCUCAAACAAUCUCCGAGGCAAUGUGUCUCAGAAUUGAGCAGGCACUGCAAGAUUUCCAUGCCAAUAAACAAGCCAUCCUUGACGCGGGAGCACGUCGAGGUAAAAAAAACAACCCAAUCGAUAAUUUCUAUAUUCCAAAACUCGAGUUUUUGCAAAGUGUAGUACACACAAUUAGACUAAAUGGAUGUGCAAUCCAAUGGUCUGCAGACACGACAGAGCAUGCACAUAUCGAGGUGGUCAAAGCCCCUUCCAGUUCCAGCAAUAAUCAAAGAUACGAGCCUCAAGUUUGUCGAUACCUUGAUCGUCGUGACAAAUUGCGCAAUUUCGAUUUGUUUACAGCUAUACGAGAAAUGAGGAUCGAUUUUUGGGCUAUACACUCUGCAACAAUUACGGAUGAGGAGGAGCAGGAGGAGGGGGAUGAGGGGGAGGAAAACGGCGAGGUUGUGAUGGACACAACGUCAGAACUUCUUUCAACAAUCAUGCUGAUGACAACCUUUCAAUCAGCAAAGUCCAAUCGCAUUGUGGAUUACUUCUACAAAGCUAGUCUCUAUGAGCGUGGCGUAUUGGAAGGCCCAGUCCCCUACAGAACAUUUUCUUGCAGCAAAAACAUUGUUGCCCAUUUAUCUAGGGAUGCUAGUUCCAAAAGAUUGCAUAUCGACGAGGUUGCGAGCAUUUUUAAAAUUCCCGACCUACGACCAGCAAUUGCCGAUUAUGUGUCACUCAUCAAUAAGGAAUCAAAUCCGAGACAGACCAAUUCUCGAGGUUAUCACAUCAAGGGGAUAACUGGCAGGCGUGUUUCUCCUCCCGGUUGUCCGUUGCCGUAUUCAAAACUUGAGGUAUGGCAUAAGGUCCGUAUACAGUCGACUGCGUACCAAUACCCUCAUGAGAUCCUGGAGGCAGUCACACUUAAUGCAUAUCCGCCAUCUAACAAACAUCCUUUUGGAUACUUCGAUUCAGCAAUCAUAAACGUGGAUGAAUCUGAGGAGUGGCCUCGCAGCGGGCUUCAAGGCCAUUCUGUCGUCGACAUUCGUAUUAUUUUUCGCAUUGUCGGAGAGACACCCAGUACUGUGUCUCCCAAUAUUACUGGAAGAUUUCUCGCAUACGUCCAACGUUUUGAGAAUCAAGUCGUUCUCGCUCAUCUUCCGCUCACCACUGCCCAAACUCCAAAGGAUUCUUCCCAGAGUGCCUCUUCCUCUAAACAAAAAUUCGCCUCCAGUCUUGUCGAUCAAGCUGUCAGCACCUUGUCCGAGAUCUGGCACCCUCAGGAUAUUCCUUCCGUGUUCCUACCCCCCGCCAAAGUAGGGGGUAGCUCUUUUCCUCCUACUCAUUCCCGUCCAACUUCCAAGCAGAUCUCUUCCGAUUUGCAAUCCAUAGCGUCUCAUACACAUCCAAUACAUCCACACAACAGUCAUCCCUCCGUAUCCGGCCAUAACCCUUCCCCGACCCUCUUGCUUGCCUCGGGCACCAAAUCCGAUCAGAUAUUACCCCUCAAGUCUUUUGUUUAUAAAGUCCUUCGCCACUCAAGGACAUCUAAAAACGUACUGCAGAUAGCACUAUGUUAUCUAGAAUCCAUUCGUCCCAAGGUCCCACAGAUUUUGCAAGAGGAAAACAUCGGCAUUCGCUCUUAUGCUCAGCCCAAAAGCAGUAUUCAGAAAGCUACCCCAGAAGAGCUGGCGAUGGAUGCUGAGCUUACUGCUCUUGAGAACUCCGGCAAGAUCAACAUCAUCAAUAAUUUCAUUGACAAUUCUAUGCAAACAUUCUGUGUUGCCGAUUCUGGUUCACAAGAUCUGGCUGAAUCGUGCAUCUAUCCACAAGACUCUCUGUCCAGCGUAGAUGUGCAGGUCUCAACGGCUCCUCUUUCCACCACCCUUUCUUUGCCAUCUCCCCUCCUGUGUCCCCGUAGAGCCUUUCUGGCAUCCCUCAUCCUGGCCUCCAAAUUUUCACAAGAAAAGUGUUAUUCUAACCGUGCUUGGGCAAGGUUAUCUGGUCUCCCACCUCGUGAAAUUGGUCGCUGCGAAUGUGCCCUCGCACAAGCCUUGCAAUGGCGACUCUGGGUCGGCAAAUGCGCCUUUGGUGAGAAUGCUGCAACUGCCACAUAG
Messenger RNA from Psilocybe cubensis, 3669 nucleotides. RefSeq lists its product as uncharacterized. The coding region runs from base 1 to 3669 and encodes 1222 amino acids. Lineage: Eukaryota; Fungi; Basidiomycota; Agaricomycetes; Agaricales; Agrocybaceae. The record is from RefSeq and is a predicted model, not a curated record. Gene Ontology annotation, biological process: regulation of cyclin-dependent protein serine/threonine kinase activity. Gene Ontology annotation, molecular function: cyclin-dependent protein serine/threonine kinase regulator activity; protein kinase binding. Gene Ontology annotation, cellular component: cyclin-dependent protein kinase holoenzyme complex; nucleus. The transcript has 8 exons.